UUUUGGAUUGCCGAAGAAUAUGUAAGUGGCGCACAAAUCUGCAGUUUUUACGAUAAUUGGACGACCUUGAUAAAUUCGGUGCACCUAAUGAAGAUUUUUGCAUAAUAUGGCUGCCCAUAAUUGCUUCGUUGACUCAAUGAGGUUACAUGGGAAAUGCUUUAGUCGAAGGGUGAACCCCCUGCUGAUACAGAUUCACUUCAGCCACGAAUAACCCCCAGCCCAACCAAAGUAAAGCCACGAUUGAGCAUCCUGACAGUGGUCAUUAUCAUGAAGUUAGCUUUCGUAGGUCUUGCCAUCGGUAUGGCGGUCUACUUGGCAGGAUUUCACGACAUGGGCAAGUGGUACUAUGCGACAAAUGCCAGUUCCAUAUCACAAUCAGAUUGUCUCAGCUAUGAAAUCUGCCGGACCAGCCCCUGUGUGCGCACUCUCUCAGGAUGUGUCAGAGGAAACCAUCUACGAGGAUGGAAGGACACAGAAGUCAAUGAAUACGCUGGUAUACCAUUUGCUGCACCUCCAGUCGGCGACCUACGAUUAGCAGACCCUAUGGAGGUCGCAUCGUGGACCAACCUCCUGAAUGCGACUCAAUUCAGGCCAAGCUGUAUGUUCACCAAAGACACAUAUUUCCCCGCAUCAUAUUGGCCGGCAGAGAUGUGGAAUCCCCCAGGUAGACAGAGUGAGGAUUGCUUACAACUUAAUAUCUGGACUCCGGGCAACAAGAACAAUCUCACAGUUAUGGUUUGGAUAUUUGGUGGUGGUUUCUACAAUGGCGCCACUACUUUGGAUGUUUAUAACGGAUCCAUGUUGGCAGCCGCAAACGAUGUCGUGGUUGUUUCCAUAAGUUACAGGACGGCGGUUCUUGGAUUUUUGUCAACAGGCGACGGUCAAGUUAAAGGCAACUUUGGCCUCGAAGAUCAAUUACUCGGCCUAAAAUGGAUCAAGAAGAACAUUCACAAGUUCGGUGGAGACCCUGAGAGCAUUACUCUAUUCGGUGAAAGCGCUGGGGCUGCCAGUGUUGGCUAUCACAUGCUAUCAAGCAAAAGCAAGGGCCUCUUUAGCCGGGCGAUAUUGGAGAGUGCUACACCACUCGCUCCCUGGGCCUUCAUGAGUCAGAAACAGGCGAAGAAACGGGCGAACUUCUAUCUGAAGCGAGUGAAUUGUUCUUAUAGUGAUGGUGCUCGGAUUCUCAGGUGUUUGCGGACUCUCUCAGUUAACGAUCUACUGGGUGGAUUUAGAGAUUACAUAGUAACUAACACAAUUCGGUUCCCAUGGGUACCAACGGUCGACGGGUCAUUUCUCGAGGAUUCUCCUAUCUCAUUGAUUCGCGCGGGACGAUAUAACACAAUGGCCGACAUUAUGAUCGGCUACAAUAAAAACGAAGCCUCCUAUUGGCAGCUUUAUUCAUUUUACGGACAACUUAAGGAAACUAGAGAUUCUAAUCCAAUCACUUUGUCUCAGUUUGAAAGUGAUGUGCGGAGUAUAACCAAAGAUUUACCUAGUUCCAUACAAACUAGUCUUAUUGAGGAUUACUCAAACGGAAGUGAAAAUAAUGGCAAUUUACUUUUAGAGGAUCUAGAUACACUGGAAGGUGAUCGAGCAUUUAAGUGUUCAGUGCUAGACUUUUCUGAUUCUUUAUCAAAUACGGGUGGAACUAAUGUAUAUCUUUAUGACUUUCAAUACCGGGCUUCCAACGAAGUUUGGCCUCAGUGGAUAGGCGUCUACCAUGGGGCAGAAAUUCAGUGGAUAUUCGGUUUACCACUCAGUGAAGAAUACAGUCAAAAACUUCUUUCAUAUGGUAUACAAAAUUAUUCUGAAGAGGAGAAGAUAUUCUCCAUACAAGUCAUGAAGAAGCUGUCCGAAUUCGCCAAGACUGGACAAAUGGAUUCUUCUUGGCCAGAAUACACAUCGGAUACGCGUGAAUGCAUGUACAUUGGACCAAAUAGAACAUUUUCCAUUCGGACAGUCAGGCAGCAGAUGGUCGACCGAUGCCACAGAUGGGCACAAUAUGAACAGCAGUCAACUUGUUGCGAUUUAGCUUGAAUGCCAUCAAGCUAUCGCAUCUAGUGUUAUCCUUAUUAAAGGUCUUCCAAAUGCCAGGAGUGUCAAAGUGCUACAUGAACCAGGAAGGUUCACACCAUGUCAUGCCUUCCUAGUUUCUAGUGUUAUCCUUAUUCGGAGUGGUCUGCCAAAUGCCAAGGAGUGUCAAUGUGCUAAAUGUCCCAAAGAAGGUUCCCACCAAGUCAUGUCUUCCUAGUUUCUAGUUAUCGUUAUUUAGAUUUUAUUGAAAGAAGCGUUUUGGUUAUAUUUCAACCAAAACUCUAUUUUUCUAGACACAUCUAACUGCAUAACGUAAUACCCAUCUACGCAUGAUCAAAUAGUACGAUUCUUGUUAGUUUUUUAUAUCAAAUGGUCGGAAAUGUUUUGCCUGCAUCCCACGGGAGACCAAUGCGGCUUGACUAAAGGUACUCCACUUCGCCGUGACGAUGUGAAAUAACGGUCGAGUUUGAGACGAAUCGGACAGGCUGUACUCUACAGCAAGACAAGGAAUUACCCAUGUUCGUGCCUGGUUAUUGAAUGAUUUACCGGUAUUCAUGGCUAGUAUGAUGGACGCGUAAGCUGUCAAAUAUUCAUAUUCUCUUCUAUACA
Molecule: messenger RNA, 2643 nt
Organism: Lineus longissimus
Lineage: Eukaryota; Metazoa; Nemertea; Pilidiophora; Heteronemertea; Lineidae
Product: cholinesterase 2-like
Exons: 10
Coding region: 268-2037 (589 amino acids)
Molecular function (GO): cholinesterase activity
Source: RefSeq, a predicted model, not a curated record